AUGGGACCAUUCCCGACCUGCGACAUCGCGCGAAAGCACCGAUACCGCUACCACUCCGUCCCUAUACUAUUCCUGAUUGGUGGGAACGAGUACGUUGUAGGCCAAUCCGAUGGACAUUAUUCGUGCCCGCUCCCGGAGUGUAAGUUCAUUUCCAAAAAGCGUGAAGCUAUUCAGAAGCACAUCAACGUCGCACACAACACAUCAGUCAAAAUCAAGGUCUUUGAUGCUCCUGAGUGUCUUGUGGCCUCCAAACAGGUUCUCGAUCAGGACAGCGGUGUCCGCGAUGGGACUGGCAACCUCAUAUGCCCACAGGAUGUCUGGUCCGACGAUUUAGUCCCAGAAGGUCCAUCCCGUGAGGAUGUCUGCAGCAGAGAUCCUUCCUUUGAUAUGGACUCCAGCACUGUCUCAUUGUCGCCAUCAGUAGACUACUUGAUGUCCAACGAGGUUCUAGAUUCUCUCGGCGUGUGCUUUCACAGCCAUUUGAGGUUCCUUAUCUGCUACUCGUGCAAGGUCGCAUUGACCUCCGGGAUGGUUUCUGGACACAGGAAAAAGCACCAUCAUGCGUAUCAGGUACCUUCAUCCACCAUGGAGUCAUUCCUGGACUAUUGUUCGCGGUCAAAUGUUCACGAGAAGCCAGAGCAUGUCAAGCUACCAACAGCAGGUGGACCACCUGUACAGAUGAUUGCGUCCCCCGUUGAAGGUUUUUCAUGCACUGCAUCCGCUGAUUGCGUGUAUGCCGUGAAGGAUUUAGGAACCAUUCAGCGCCAUAGUAGAGAGAAGCACAGCGUUACCGGCUUACAGGAGAUCCAGUAUCGGUCUUGUCUGGUCCAACAUAUCUUUACUGCUGUUGGCAACUCGUAUUUCGAGGUUGGGCAAAACGUCAUUCCAUCUGCGAGACCCAAUCUCAAAUCCACGCUUAAGGCUACAUUCCUACCUGCAGUUGAGCUUUCAUUGGUCGUUCCAGCCAAUACCGAACGGGAGAGGACUCCCCUGAUACGCUUCAUGGGUUGGGACAGGUUCGAGGUAGAACUCCGGAUGAAUCCAGCCCGGAGGCGGGCAGCGGAACAAAUCAAAAAAAAGCAUAGCGAUGAUGAAUUUGGCGGAAUUCUGACCCGUCUCGCUGCUGCAGUGCAAGACCACAUGGCUAGGGCAUCGACCAUCUUGGAUGGUCAUCCUCAUAGGUUGAGCCUGUCUAAAAUACUGUUGUAUGGUGACGCAAUACCGCGAGAAACGGACAAUCAUUGGAGGCCUGUGUCGGAUGAAAACGUCGAGUAUCCAGGCUUCAUUGUUCAAUUCAUGAGGGCGAUCAUGCGCGUUCACCUCGGAUUCCCAUUGGAUUUCUCGUUCGAGCUGUCUGCUGCGCAGACCCUGUGUCUCGAGGAACUUGUGACUGUGCUGGGCGACGAGAAUGCCUCCCCACGAAAGAGGAUGAUUUUCUACCAUAAUUUGGCGUGGUCCCUAGUCGAUACCGAUCCAGAUUUGUGCGUGGGCCAGCGAUGGGCAAACCCUAUCAAACGAGCCAUCUGGCUCAGGGCGUUGCGUGCGGACGGAAACUUCUGUGAAGCGUCCGUCCUCACACCAGAUCUUGCAAAGUUUAAAUAUCUUUGCAACGUCACAUCCCUCCUUGAGGCGCUGAUGGACAAAGACGAGGAUACGGACUCAGUACAUUCAGACGACCAUGACCGCGUUGCUCGUGUUCAUGAUCGGGUGCUACGCCUCGGCCGUCCGACUACGUUCAACAUCAUCUAUGAGAUGCAGCAAUAUGCGUCCUCUUUGGUGUUUAGUCAAACCAGAGAACCCAAUGUCUAUGUCGAUCCAGACGUCAAGUCCAUCACGAUAGGCGUCCACACCAUGCACAUGGACAAGCUGAGAGACGGGAUACAAAGGCUCCUCCAGGUGUCAAAGUCGCGCUAUUCCGCCCUCACCAAUGACAUUUUCAUGUUGAAGAUGAUGCCAGAGCAGGUCAAGGACGACCUCACCAACUCUACUCGUGGCUAUUCGCUCGUAUCGGAGGACCCCUUUUUUAAAAAUCGCCACGCCAUGUUCUUUUACUUGGUUGAUCACUACGACCUGGCAAUGGUCGACAACGCAGGACGAAUCGCAUGGAACAUCCCCGGCAUCAAGGAUCUGCUCAGACGCUCGUCAUGCGUCUGGGAGCCCAUCUACCAUCUUCUGUACAUCACCACUCACAUCUCAUGUCGCGGAACCCAGUUCGUAGACCACAAAAUCAGCAAUUCGGACAGGCAUCGCAACCUCUUCAUGCAGGGGAUGGAGAUGUUCCUCCUGACAGCUUACAGCAAAAGGACCGGCAUUACUGAUCGAGACUCAUGCACCCCAGGGUUCGUUCCGAAGGACAUCGCAUUCUUGGUGCUCGAAAUGAUUGCAGGGGGGUUGCGCACCGCCGAAGCCAUCCUUGCUGGGGUUGCAUAUGGAGCAGAGGCCGAGCAUCUGUACAGAACGUACCUCUGCGUCGGUGAGGGCGUGAGGACAAGUCCUACAAGGUUUUCCGCCAACAUUCAGCAGUGGAACCAUGAUUACUUCGACUGUCGAUGGGGAGUCAGGGAUUUCCGCCAGGGCGCGAUUACCAUUGGUCGUGAAUUCAUCGCUCCAGACGACUCUUAUGAUCAAGCCGACAACAUCCUCGCUGAAUCCGCAGAUCACUCCACUGGUGUGGACCAUACACACUACGGCAUCGUCCAAGGAGUCGUCCCUAGAUUGUCCAACAACAGCAUGUGCAAGCACAGAUGGCUUGGAGAUCAGUGGCACAGUGUCCUUGGUCUUGGCCCCCUUGCGCCUCCAGAGGCAAUAAGAAUCAGGCACAAGAAUAUGUCUAACGGGACGACGCUCCAGGCCAUCGCAGAUGUGGUCAAGAAGACCACGCAAGAAACUAUCAAAGAGUUUUUGGACGCACACCGCACUGACGUCUUGAAGGACACAAUUUCUACAGCCAUAAUCAAACAGCUAAAAGACGCGACAGAUGAUGCACCGGAAAUUUCAUCGCCACUUCCAACAACAUGGAACGGGGGAUCGUUUCACUUGAGCAGUAAUUUGGACGCCAUGUUCUAUGAAGAAAGCGAAGGUAUCCGGCGAGACCCUGCUUCCUCAUCAGGUCCCAGUGGGUACAAUAACAACAGUGUUAACGCGUCCCCUGUUGUUGUGUCGCCCACUGCAAGUGGUUAUAUUCAAUGCGGAGAAAUGCUUUCGGACUCCCCACUCCCAGUAUCGUCGAUAACGAGCAUCUCACAGACCGAAUACAUAGAAGGGUCCACGACAUUCUCCGACGUGGUCCCAACAACGCAUCAGUCCGAGUUUCCUCCAUUCAAAGAUCGCAAAGGGAAGGGCAGAGCUUAUGAAACACCAGAACCUCCAUUGGUUGAUGGCGUCAUGUCGUCGUCUAUAUCUCCUAUCGCAGACAUCAAAGGGAAACGGAAGCGUGGCGACUAUGAGAACAUCCAUUCUCGAGCAUUCGCCAAUCCAGCUAGAGCGUCCAGAAGAAAACACGCGCCUCGCAGUGUCUCGCAUCACAAUUCCAUCCCAUCUACGUCCGGUUCAUACCCAGUCACACCAACUGCACACCGCGCACGGAAGUACGCACCACGGGUCAAACUAUCAUUAGAACGCGUCGCGGAAUCGACGAAACACGUUCGCAGGUUGUCUUCGGAGGUGAUGGAUAUCUCCAGCGACGAGGAGUUGUCCAGUCUUGAUACUAUACAGCUGAAACGCCUUCGUGGGUCGAGAACAUCAGUACCCCAGGUGCCUGUGGAGGUCAUCAGCCUCUCUAGCAGCGGUGAGGACUCGAGCCCAGACGAGAACAUGCCUAUCAAACGUCUUCGUAAGACCGCAGCAUCAGUCCAACAGAUGCCGAUCGAUGCAGCUAGCUUGUUUUCUGGCGAAUGCAGCCCAUCAAAACGUGCAGUCACUAGUUUUGGUACACCAUCAUCGCCCCCAAGCGCCGUUCAGGACGUUCAAGAGAACAUUAGACGAGCGAUCAGACACAUCAGGAAGGACGAUAGUGCAACAGAAAAGACCCCCGAUCAGAUGGACAUGCUAAUGGCAGUAAUGUCAGCACAUACGGACCUCGUCAUCACGAUGAGGACAGGAGGCGGCAAGAGCAUGUCGUGGAUGAUUCCAUCAGUGAUGGAUGAAAAUUCCAGGUCUAUUGUGGUGUGCCCGUUCGUAGCUCUGCUGGACCAACAGUUCAUGGCUACCGCGUCUACUGGACUACGUUGCCACAACUACUGCGUCUCCAAGGUCGUUCCGGAGAAUGCACAGAUUUUGUUCGUGCAGGUAGAGCAUUGCUCGUCGCAUCCGUUUGAAAGCUUCCUUGUAUCUCCACUCGGACGGAAGUUCAACAGGGUGUUUGUAGACGAAUUCCACGACAUCAUGAACUGUCAUCCAGGACGAGUUGUUCCAUGGAAAAAUCUCGCGCAGCAAUUCGGAAAGACGCUAAUCAGGAUUGUGCUUAUGACAGGGACGGGACCACCGCACCGUAUCGCAAAUUUCAUCAAACCAUUUGGAUUGCAUCUUGGCAUCGUCACGCAAGUUCGGUCGGAUACAAAUCGUCCAGAGAUCGGGAUGCAUGUCAUACAAAUACAGCCUAUCGCGGCCAUGCAGUCUCUGGGACACCUCGUCUCCGCUCUAUGCAAACUACUUGCUGAGGAGGAACGUAUUCUGGUUUUCUGCGGCUCCCAGGGGGACGCACAAGCAUUCGCAGUGAAGGCCAAUUGUGCGGUUUAUCAUAGCGAUCUCUGGGAGGCUGGAAAUAGCAGAGCAUCUAACCUUUCUCGGUGGGAUUCAGGCGAUACAAAGGUGAUGGCAUGCACCACAGCAUUUGCCCAGGGUAUGGACAGGCCUCACGUCCGAUAUGUUGUGAUCUUUAAACCUUCGUACGGCCUUCUCGUCAACAACCAGAUGCUCGGUCGUGCAGGCAGAGACGGAAAGGAGUCUCACGUAUUUUUCCUUACUGACAGACGAGCGAAGACAUACAGAGGACCACCGACUGAUCAAUGUAUCGGAGAGUUGGACGAUCUAGUACACGGUACGGAAUGUCGGCGCUUCGCCAACAUGACCUGCAUGGAUGGCCACAACCUCGCUGUGCGGUGCACGGAUUACCCUCCAGGGAUCCAUUGCGACGUUUGUGAUCCGAACAGCGUCAUGCAGCGAUUGUCCAUUCAGGCAAUAGCAAACCCAUUCAGGCCACCCGAGGCAUCCGAGCAUGCAGUAACCCCAGUUUUUGCAAGUGGAUCUAUGCUUCAAGCACCCACGCAUGCUCCUCCGCCCUUAUCUACUGGAUUUGUGCCAGUGUCGUCGCUUCUUUCGAUGAAUAUGAUUUCCCACACGAUCACCCCACAGCCUUCUCAGUCGAGCGAUGCUUUGUACGACGCGGGUGCAUUAGAGCUCACUUCAUUUCAGGCUUUGAUGCUCGACUCCAUGGAGGAAAUCCAUGGUAAGGGUAAUGGUGAAUCUUCAGACAAGUCAUAUACGACCAAAUCGCAGCCAUCUCUAGGAAGGCCGUCCAUAUCGAGACUCCAUCGACCUCAUCGCUUCCCACACUGCCCGCCUGGACAAGUACAUGAAGGUCUUAAAGGACAAGUGUCCGUCACAUUUUGGUAA
Molecule: messenger RNA, 5613 nt
Organism: Suillus plorans
Lineage: Eukaryota; Fungi; Basidiomycota; Agaricomycetes; Boletales; Suillaceae
Exons: 15
Coding region: 1-5613 (1870 amino acids)
Cellular component (GO): chromosome; nucleus
Molecular function (GO): ATP binding; nucleic acid binding
Source: RefSeq, a predicted model, not a curated record